AUGGCACCGGCCGCGAACGGCGUUCCCGCGAAAGCGAAGUCGAUGGCUGGCGUACCACCAGCGCGGAAGCCUCCUCUCAAGACGCGGAGACUGAGCACGCCAAACGUCCCCAAUGGCCUGACCACCGCGUCUCUGCCGAACCCGCCUUCCGCAUACGAGAUCAUGGCCCAUCGCAUUGCGAAUCGCGUGGCCGAGUUCGCCGAGAACAUUACCUUUGCUGAGCGACCAAAGGCUGCACCGCAGUCCGAAGCGCCCGGCGCUCAUGAUGCCGGAGACGCCGUCUCAAGCGCGCCCGGCGGCAAGAAGCAGCCGCGCAAGCUAGAGAUCCGCCUGCCGCAAACCUCGCCCGAUUCAGUUGCUUUCAGCGCACCUUUCCUCGACAACACGCUCUCCAAGAUGCUCGACCUGCAGGGCAGGAUGCUGAAGAGCGGGAACGAGGUGAACAAAAACGAGAACGUGGACGAGAAGCUGAAGAAGGAGCUUUUUGCGCAAAGUGCUGAGCUGAGCAAAAUCAUCGCCCUCAUUUGCGCCGAGAAGGCCAGGCAGAGCGCGUAA
This is a messenger RNA of Coniosporium apollinis CBS 100218, 555 nucleotides long. RefSeq lists its product as uncharacterized. The record is from RefSeq and is a predicted model, not a curated record. Bases 1 to 555 code for a protein of 184 amino acids. The transcript is spliced from 2 exons. Lineage: Eukaryota; Fungi; Ascomycota; Dothideomycetes.